This is a messenger RNA of Phyllostomus hastatus (greater spear-nosed bat), 5279 nucleotides long. Its product is annotated as zinc finger protein 256-like. The transcript is spliced from 5 exons. Gene Ontology annotation, molecular function: DNA-binding transcription factor activity, RNA polymerase II-specific; RNA polymerase II cis-regulatory region sequence-specific DNA binding. Lineage: Eukaryota; Metazoa; Chordata; Mammalia; Chiroptera; Phyllostomidae. Gene Ontology annotation, biological process: regulation of transcription by RNA polymerase II. Bases 79 to 2646 code for a protein of 855 amino acids. The record is from RefSeq and is a predicted model, not a curated record.
CAUGGCGGGCAAAUUCCUUCUGUCACAAUCCCCUUCAUUACUUGCUCAGAAGGUUCAGUUCGUUGGGUGCUGGUGGAAAUGCCUGAGCGGAGAAGGCGCCAGAUUCGCGGUUCACAAAGCUCACCUGAGAGGGAGAAGCUGGGCGACGAUGCCCUGGUGGCCCGCGCCAGGGCCGAGACAGGGGUCGCCAUGGCGGGGGCGCCCUCUUCUCCUGCGUCUAAGUCCAGGCCUGCAGCUCAGAGUGCGUUGGAGGCCUCGCUGAGACGUCUGGCUGAGGUUGGUGUGACCUUUGCAGACAUUGCCCUGUACUUCUCCAGGGAAGAAUGGCAUCUCCUUGAUGAAGCUCAGAGACGCCUGUACCUGGAUGUGAUGCUGGAGAACUUUGAGCUUAUAUCUUCCCUAGGUGCAGUUCCCUGGGUGCUGGUGGAGAUGCCCGGGCGGGGAAGGCGCCAGAGUCGCGGUCCACAGAGAUCAUCCGAGAGGAAGAAGGUGGACGACAUUGCCUGGGUGACCCGCGCCAGGGCUGAGACAGCUGUCGCCAUGACGGAGGCGGUCGCCUCUCCCACGCCUACCUCCCAGUCUCGAGCUCAGAGUGUGUUGGCGGCCUCGCGGAGACGCCCGGCUGAGGUUGGUGUGACCUUUGCGGACAUUGCCCUGUACUUCUCCAGGGAAGAAUGGCGUCUUCUUGAUGAAGCUCAGAGACAGCUGUACCUGGAUGUGAUGCUGGAGAACUUUGAACUUAUAUCUUCACUGGGUUGCUGCUGUGGAACAGAGGACGUGGAAGAACUGAUUGAACAAAACAUUUCUGUAAGAGUGGUAGAGGAAGAGAAUCCCAAGGUGGCUUUGUCUUCCCAGAAGAGCCACCCAUGUGAGAGUUGUGGGCCAGUGCUGAGAUACAUUUUCCAUGUGACUGAAGAGCAGGAAACACACCACAGCCAGAAAUCAUUACAGUGUGGGCCAUGUGCAAAACGAUUUUGCUUCAGUACAAAGUGUCACCAGCAGCAAGAGCACCAUGUGAAAGAGAAGCCUUUCAGAAGAGGUGGGGACAGGAUCCUACUUGCAGAGGGCUGCAAUGGCAGUAUGUCCCAGAAGCUUUUUACCUGUGGGAAGGUUGGACAGGACAUCCUUACCAAGUCAGAACAUCUCCAAGAGGGUACUCACACCAGGGUCAGGCCAAAUAAAAUCUCACCAUCUGGAGAUAGUAUUCAAAGCAGAGAAAAUCAUUUCACCCUGAGUGAAUCUAAAACAGCCAUUGGCUGGAACCAUACCUAUGUUCAAAAGAAGAGUGUCCAUACUGGAAAACAGUGUUUUGUGUGCCAUGAUGGUGGAAAAAAUGUCUUCAGAAUUUCUAGCUUUUGUUAUUGUCAGAGAGUUCCCAGUGGAGAAAAGCCCCAUCAGUGCAGUGAAUGUGGGAAAUCUUUUAAAAAAUUGUCUCAACUUCGUUGUCAUCAGACAGUUCACACUGGAGAAAGGCCCUAUCAGUGCAGUGUAUGUGGGAAGACUUUCAAAACAAGAAGUAGCCUUUAUUUGCAUGAGAAAAUUCACACUGGAGAAAGGUCUUAUAAAUGUAGUGAAUGUGGGAAAUCUUUCACCGAUAGCACUCGCUUCCAUUGUCAUCAGAGAGUUCACACAGGGGAGAGGCCUUAUGUGUGCAGUGAAUGUGGGAAAUCUUUUACCAGGAGCGAUAUCCUUCUCUCUCAUCAGAGACUUCACACUGGAGAAAGGCCUUAUGAGUGCAGUGAAUGUGGGAAAUCUUUUUUCCGAAAGAAUUCACUUCAUUGUCAUCAGAGGGUUCACACUGGAGAAAGGCCUUAUCAAUGCAGUGAAUGUGGUAAAUCCUAUCGCAGUAAACCUGGUCUUCACUCUCAUCAGAGUUUUCACACAGGAGAACGGCCUUUUGAGUGUAGUGAAUGUGGGAAAUCUUUCUUCCGAAAGAAUGCACUUCGUUGUCAUCAAAGACUUCACACUGGAGAAAGAUCUUAUGAAUGCAGUGAGUGUGGAAAAUCUUUCACGAAAGGCACUCACUUCCAUUAUCAUCAAAGAGUUCACACAGGGGAAAGGCCUUAUGCGUGCAGCGAAUGUGGGAAAUCUUUUACCAGAAGUGAUCACCUUCUUUCUCAUCAGAGAGUUCACUCUGGGGAAACACCUUAUGAAUGCAGUGAAUGUGGGAAAUCUUAUCAGAGUAAAACUGGACUUCUCUCUCAUAAGAGUCUUCACACUGGAGAAAGGCCUUAUGAGUGUGGUGAAUGUGGGAAAUCUUUCUUCCGAAAGAAUGCACUUCUUUGUCAUCAGAGAGUUCAUACUGGAGAAAGGCCUUAUGAGUGUAGUGAAUGUGGGAAAUCCUUUUAUCAAAAGAGUGCACUUCGUUGUCAUCAGAGACUUCACACUGGAGAAAGGCCUUAUGAGUGCAGUGAAUGUGGGAAAUCUUUCUUCCGAAAGAAUGAACUUCGUUGUCAUCAGAAUAUUCAUACAGGAGAAAAGCCUUAUGUGUGUAGUGAAUGUGGUAAAUCUUACCACAGUAAAACUGGCCUUCGUUGUCAUCAGAGUUUUCACACAGGAGAAAGGCCUUAUGAGUGCAGUAAAUGUGGGAAAUCUUACCGAAGUCGUGCUGGCUUACAAUAUCAUCAGAAUAUGCACACAGAAUAAAAGCCUUAUGAUUGCAGUGAAUGUGGGAAAUCUUAUCACAGUAAAACUGUCCUUCAUUGUCAUCAGAGUUUUCAUUCAGGAAAAAGGCCUUAUGAGUGUAGUGAAUGUGGGAAAUUUUAUCACAGUAAAACUGGCCUUCAUUAUCAUCAGAAUCUUCACACAGGAGAAAAACCUUUGUAUGUGGUGAGUGUGGGAAAUCUUACCACAGUAGCUCUAGCCUACAUUAUCAUCAGAAAUUUCACACAGGAGAAAAGCCUUAUGAGUACAGCAAAUGUGGGAAAAUCUUAUCGCAGUAAAAUUAGCCUGCGCUAUCAUGAGAGAUUUCACACAGGAGAAAGGCCUUGUUAGUACAGUGAAUGUGCAGAAGGUCUUAGAUGUUGGGACAUGUUCAGGAUUUUACUUUCAUGGUAACAGUAACAGGGAAUUCUGUGAAGCCUUGUCUGAAUGAAAUCUCAUACAGCCAAGCACUAACAGUAAGGAGGUUCCCGUGAUAACCUUUCAUAUGUGAAGCGUGUGUGUCCAUGUUGCACUUUCUUGAUUUACCCACAUAGUUUGCCAGAUCCUCAUCACUGCAUAUUUCUGUUGAAGGUAUAUCCUGUGUACUGCCUAUAAUGUUCCAAGAGAUUCCAUGAGUCAUCAUGGUUGAUGUGGCCAGAAAAGGUAACUGUUGUGUGAUUUGUUGGAGAAAAUUAAGAGUAGCCUAGGUUUUUCAUUCUCUUUUCCUUGUACUCUCACUACUUGGUGCAGUGACCUGACUCAAUUUUGGCCCAGAAAACAUCAUCUGAAUUCAGAUGUCAGCUUGUAGGAGGACUGCAUUUUUGUGGGACAUGCUCAUUUUUCCAUAACCAGAGAUCGUUUUUGAGUGUGCAGAUCACCAAUGCCAGAAUUGCCAAGCUGAUCUCCUUUGACUUGGUAAAAUAAUGGAGGACUUUUUCCCAAGUCUCCUUUAGUGUUGGGUGCUCUACUUAUUGUGUGGGGUAGUUUACAAAGAGUUUUGGGCCCCACAAGCAUCAAGAUGUGAAGAACUUUUAUGUGUGUCUCAACUUUGUCUGCCUCCAUGGGGACAGUUUGGUGCAGAAAUCAACUCAGUGAUUUUGCCAGACUUGCAUUCUUGCUCAUGUGUUCCCAGGCAAGACUGUGCACUUUGUAGUUCAUAUGGGAAGCCUCAAUGCUGUGAGGUUUGGAAGACAUGGAGAUCACCGCAAGGAAUGGAUAGCUGUGAUAACCUCAAUAUGUCUGGGAGCAGCAUGAAUUUUAUUCUUGUAAUGGAUGGCAAUAGUAUUGCAGGGAAUCUCUGGCCUGGGCCUUGCAAAGUGUCAUAUGUCAAAAUGUUUCCAAUUCCAUGGUGGAUGGUCAAGUGGUAGCACCAUAGCGGCGAAGGAAACUGAUUGCAAGACUUCUAUGUCAGGUACUGGAGGAGACUGAGGCAACUAGACAGAAUAUGCAUUUUCUCAGCAUGCAUCCAGAAACGUUUCUGAGACUACAGGAUCAGUGGUACACAAAAGGCAGGAUCUUCAGAAAUAUUUAUCUCUGUUGAUUCAGUCAUUGUCACUGAAUAUAAUCAAAAGGUUUUGUGGCCCUGGCCAGAUUGCUUAGUUGAUUAGAGUAUCAUCCUGACAUGUCAAGGUUCUGAUUUCAAUUCUUGGUUAGGACACAUACAAGAAGCAAGAAAUGAAUUCACAUGUAGUAGAACUACAAAUCCAGAUUUUUCUCUCCUACCCUCCCACCUCUUUUCUCCCUCUUCUUCUCUGUCCCCCACUUUCAGUUUCUCUCUAAAAUGAAUAAAAAUUUUAAAAACGUUUUUGGAUUUCUGUCAUGUCCAAGAUGUCCAUGUCAGAGCCACUGGUACCCUGGUAGAAAGAAAAGUGAAGAAAAAGUGAAUCUAUUUUCAGGGGUGUAGCUAUUUUGACCCAGCCAGCAGUGUUGUUGCUUUCAGUGAGUUUUUUAUUUUUUGCUUUAUAUGCUGUUAGGGAACGUGCCAAUAAGAGCACAUGAGAACAUGGAUUGAAUGUAGAGUUGUUAGCCCUAUUUUCAAAAUGAGAUGCAUGUACACAUUUAAAAAAUUUUGAUCCACUUUUGAAAUGUUACAAUUAGUAAACAUCAUAUUUCAAGUAUAAUGGUUGAUCAGUCUUCACUUAUACAUGACAUUCAAACCAUCACCAUUGUCAUAGUACUGACCAUUACUGUCUCUGGGAAUUUACCUCAUGGCCAUUUUAAUCUCUCCUACCCCUCACAGCUCUGGAAGUAAACAAUCAUUCCAUUCCAUUCUAAUAGAUAGCUAUGCAGUUUCUUCAUUUUAGAUGACGUGACUAACAUUCUACUACCUUAUACAUUGCAUAUAUAUUUGGAGAUUUAUUAAUGGUAUAUUAGUGAUUCAUCUCUUUUUGCUGAGAAUUAAUUAUUUUUUACUGUAUAUUUUUUAUUAUGCUAUUAUAGAUGUACUAUUUUUUUCUCCCUUUUCUCCCCCUCUGCCCUGUACCCAAAUCUCCUCAGCAUUCCCUCUCCCCCUUAGAUCAUGUCCAUGAGUCAUACAUAUAAGUUCUUUGUCUUCUCCAUUUGCUGUACUAUUUUUAGCCCCCCUCUGUCUAUUUUGUACUUAACAUUUAUGCUUCUUAUUCCCUGUACCUUUUCCC